Naegleria gruberi is the source of this 1326-nucleotide messenger RNA. Its product is annotated as beta-tubulin. NCBI's taxonomy places the organism in Eukaryota, Heterolobosea, Eutetramitea, Acrasida, Naegleriidae. Gene Ontology annotation, molecular function: structural constituent of cytoskeleton; GTP binding; GTPase activity. The coding region runs from base 1 to 1326 and encodes 441 amino acids. The record is from RefSeq and is a predicted model, not a curated record. Gene Ontology annotation, cellular component: microtubule; cytoplasm. Gene Ontology annotation, biological process: mitotic cell cycle; microtubule cytoskeleton organization. The transcript has a single exon.
AUGAGAGAAAUUGUCAGUCUUUUUAUUGGAGGAUGUGGUAACAGGAUUGGAAAUUGUUUUUGGAAGGGUAUUAUGAGGGAACACAAUAUUGAUACAAAUACAGGAGAGAGGAUUGAAGGAUUUGAAGAUGUUGAAGAAAAUUUAAAUAUUUUCCUUGAUGAGAGGGAAGAUAAAUUUGUGCCAAGAGUUGUGAUGGCCGAUCUGGAGGCUGAAACUAUUGAAUCAAUGAUUAAGAAUGAGAAUUUAUUGGAAUCAAAGUUUGCUUCCUUUCAAAGAUGUGGAAAUGGAAAUUGUUUCUCUAGGGGAAUGUACACUGAUGGAGCUCUGCUUAUUCGAAAUAUAAUGGAUCAAGCAAGGAAGAGUGUAGAACAGUGUGAUUUCUUUGAAGGAUUUCAAAUGUUUCAUUCCAUAAUUGGUGGAUCUGGAUCAGGGCUUGGUUCAUUAGUUGUUUCGAAACUCAGAGAAGAAUUCCCUGACAAAAUGAUGGCAACUGCUACUGUAUUGCCAUCAAAUAAGGAUGACUAUGGAUCUAGGUCUCUUUCACAUUAUAAUGCUGGUCUAUCCAUGCAUUAUUUGGUAGAGAAUACUGAUUUUGUAACUUGUCUAAAUAAUGAGGCUCUUGGAAAUAUCUGUAAUAGCAAAUUAGGACUGGAGAAUUAUGGCUAUGAACAUAUGAAUAAUUUAAUCACUCAAGCAAUUUGUGGUUUUACUAGUCCAUUAAGAUUUUCAGGAAUUUUAAAUUCUUCAUACAGAAAGCUUUCAACCAACCUCGUUCCAUUUCCAAGACUACACUUUUUCACUGUAUCUCACUCACCCUUCUGUCUGGGUGAUACUGAACCAACAGUUGAGGGAUUAACAAGUGAUGUUUUUAAUCAGACCAAUCUACUGAUAAGUAUGGAUCCAAGUUUAGGCCGUUACAUGACCAAUAUCAUUACUUAUCGUGACAAUGAGCCGAAUAUUUCCAUGAUUGAGGAAUAUGUAAGAAAAUUCAAAAAGGAUAAUGAAGCUAUUUUCAAAGAAUGGGUGCCAAACAAUAUUCACACUUCAGUAUGUAAAUCUAUUUCACCAGAUUGUCCAACCAAGAGCUCAGCAACAAUGGUAUCCAAUACCAGUGCAAUCAAAACAGUUUUUAACAAGAUUUCCGACCAAUUUACUGUAAUGUUCAGAAGAAGGGCGUUUCUGCACCAAUAUUUAGAAGAUGGUAUGGAUGAGAUGGAGUUUACAGAAGCGGAAUCAAACUUUAAUGAUCUUCAAUCUGAAUAUUAUGAUGAUUGGGGUGCGUGGUGUGAAGAAGAGGAAGAAGGAGAGUAUGAUGAAGAGCCUUAG